UGCAAGAAAGCUCGGUCAUGUCGUGACUCAUAGUCAUUUAUGUUUUUGUAUACAACACUUUGCACUGACACUUCUGGACGAAUGCAAAGUCGGAGUGCAAAGUCGUUCAUUUUCAAAUUUGCUCAAAGUGUUGCGCGAUUGAUGCAAGUCGAGGCAAAUUACUCCACUUGAUAGGAAACGUACGGGAGUGUGCGGAUUUACUCAUUGAUCACUCAUCUAUUCUCAGAUAACGUCGAUGUGGACACUGAUUUUACUUACUUUCAUUCUCAAGCAUCUAUUAAAAAGAAUACGUCGAAUAGAUGUGACACAAGUCAACACGUGGCACGUACGUACGCCUCCGUCAUUAAGACGUCGCUUCAUAGGAGAGAAAAUAAAGUCCCAUGGAUAAAUAGCACUGAAUUUAGAAAAUCAAACAAGUGUAUGUAUAUUCAUUUUAAAGUAACUUGUGAUUAUCCGCUACAAAAAAUUGAUUACAAAAAUUGAGAAUACGUGAAACAAAAAACAUCCUUGCAUGAUGUGAAAAUUUUGUGAAGCUACGCAUUGUAAUUCUUCAGAACAUUGUAUGUGCUGAAGUAAGGAUGAGUUUAUCUGUCAGAGGCAUGUGAAUGCCGUAAAUGGCCGUAGAAGGAUCGUGUCAGCCUUUGAACAAUUUACUAUGGGCAUCUGCUUGGAUACUGAUCAACAAAAUGGAUCGCAGAUGUUCGAGGAAAACGAUGCUCGAGCUACAGGAAGAUGGCGAGGAGAGGCUGGUCUUUUGGCGACUCCACCAGAUGGACAAUUCCCAAAACAAAAUGUUGGUCCAAUUAAAUUCGAAAUACCAAAAAUUCCUGUUAUAUUCGUACUUGGAGGUCCAGGUAGUGGUAAGGUGACAUAUUGCGACAAUUUGAUACAGGAGAAAAAAGGAAUAACGCAUAUUAAUAUGAUGGAUCUUCUUCAACAAUAUGCAUUAGGAAAUGAUAUGCAAGAUUUUGGACAACUUAGUAGCAAAACUGUCACAGAAGUACUCAUGCUUGAGAUGAAAAUGUCCCCAGGAGCCAAGGUUUUUCUUGUAAGCGGAUAUCCACGAAAUAUGCGUGAUGUAGUAGAAUAUGCUGAAAAAAUAAAAAUCGUUAAUGGUGUCAUUCUUGUAUCGUGGAGGCAAGAAGUGUUGGAGAGACAAAUUGAUUUCGGUGCGCAACUCGGCCAUGUUAUCAUUGGAUUAGCUAGAAUGGAGUUGCAUAAUUUUUACAGAAACGUAAUGCCAGUUGCAGAAUAUUUUGAUCAAAGUGGCAUGUUACUUGAGAUAAAUGGGGAACGCAACCCAAGUGAGGUCUAUGUUAGUUUUCGAGAUGCAAUUCUCAGAAUUCUUGGAAUAUCAAGCGGUGAAAUUCACGAUCAAAAUGUACCUCAAUCUUUAGAAGCCGAAGUUGAAGUGGAAAGGAGAAAGGAAUCGACCACGGAUUCAGCAUUAGUCAAACAAGUUGUAGGAACUAAUAAUAGGCUACCACCUUUUAUAUCAAUAGACGCACCAAAAACAGCUGAUAAACCGAGAAAAGGAUUGCCAUCAUUUAUUUGGGUCAUAGGUGGACCAGGAAGUAAUAAGGCAGCUCUUUGCACUCAAGCUGUUCGUAAUAUGUCAGGCUGGCUGCAUAUAAGUAUUGGAGAAUUAUUUAGAACGAUGGCCUCGUCCAAUAUGAUUGUAAAUGAUGCAAUUGUUUUGGGUGAAAUGGUCCCUCACGAUAUCGUAAUGCAGCUUAUAGAACAGCAGAUUCUUUUGAAUCGAGAUUCGGACGGUAUCGUCAUGGAUGGAUAUCCGAGAGACUUGAAUCAAGUGCAGGAAUUUCAGACGAAGUUUGGACAGGAACCACCACUAGUAUUACUUGACUGCUCCAAAUUGCAACUCGGGAGAGGAAGACUGGACGACAGUGUUUCAGCAUUUAGAAAAAGAUUGGAACUUUUUCGCGAAGUGUCUCUUCCCAUGUUGAAAACGCUGGACAGCGAUAAUCGGUUAAUAAUUGUGGACGGUGAUACAGAUGUACCUAGUGUCCAGCAGGAUUUUACUGCUGCGUUAUAUCAACUAAUGCGUCGAGCACGUCGCAAAGAAGAAGAAAGUCUAUGCGAUCCGGAUUCGCCUAUCAAGAGACACCCAAACGGAAUAAAUAUUUCGAAUGAAUAUCAAAAUGGACGUGCCAUACCUAACGGCAAUGCCAAACUAGCAGUCAACGGCGUAUCUAAUUAUAUUGGAAAGAUAGCCGAUGCGACGAAAAACGGAAUUGUUGCUCAAGGAGUGGGUACUAUUUCUAAUGGUGUAUUGAACAAUAUGAAGCAUAUUCAACAGAAUGGUCAUAUUCAUCAGAAUGGCAUCACAAAAGGAACAACACAUAUCCUACAAAAUGGUGUAGCGCAUUUAGCCAACGGCAAUAUAUCCGGCAACAAUAAAAUCGCACCAACGAUGCACAACUAUUUGCCAAAAGAUCCUGUCAGGAAAAUGUACAAUGAAAUUGAAGGUUAUCAGCAAAAUCUUCAUAUGUAAAUACAAAGUCUUUUUUAAUAUUGUUAAAUAAUUUUAACUGUUAACAUGCACGAAAGGCUCCGUAAUACGUAUUGGAACUUUCAAUUGUACUGACAAUUUUGAUAUUUUACUAAUAAUAUCUCUUGCCCUACCGCGUGCCUUAAAAAAAAUACGACUUAAACAAUACAAUUAAUCCGUCUGUUAAAACAGCCAAAAAUAAAGUCGUAAGUAAUUGGAAACAUAUUUCGAAUAAUAAACACUAUAUAUAAAAUGUCCCAGAAGAUAU
Molecule: messenger RNA, 2777 nt
Organism: Acromyrmex echinatior (Panamanian leafcutter ant)
Lineage: Eukaryota; Metazoa; Arthropoda; Insecta; Hymenoptera; Formicidae
Product: adenylate kinase isoenzyme 5
Biological process (GO): nucleobase-containing compound metabolic process
Molecular function (GO): nucleobase-containing compound kinase activity; ATP binding
Source: RefSeq, a predicted model, not a curated record